AUGCAGAUUCUGCCCGGCCAGCGGGUGGGAGGCUUCAGCCCGGCUCCGCCCCUCCGGCCGCGCCGGGAGGAUGCAGCGUCCGCUGCGGCCUGGGGGCCCGGGGGCGGGGGGCUCCAGCUGCUUGUCUGGUUCCUGCUUGUGAACAGUCGCCCAGGGGGCUGCCGCGACAUUAGUGUUCACGAUGGUCAGAGCUGAGUGGGAGUGGGGCAGCUCUAGCCCCUCCAAGGAUUUACCACCUCAGUCUUCCAGCAUUUGCAAGUUGUACUCCAGCAGACUGUACCCCAAGGUCUGUUCUGGAAGGGUGACAUCACUCAGGAUGUGAGAACACAAAAAAUGGAGCACAUCAACCCCCAAGAUCCAUGUCUGAGGGAUGAGAAGGCAGUUUUCCCACUAAAAUCUUCACAGAGCCCAGUGGCCAAGGUGAGCAGGGAUCGGUGCUCUACCUCCAGAGUGGUUUCAAAGGCCCUGAAGUGAGAGGUGGGCAACCCUGUCAAGGGCUUCUUUGGUCCAUUUCCCACCUUGGGCCACAACCUUGUUGCUGAUUGAGACUCACUGGAACCCUCCCAGCCCCAGUGCCCUUCCCUCUCCCCUUCAGAGGGGCGGUCCUUGGAUGAUGCAAAUCUCAAUCAUUAAAGGAGACUUUGAUGCA
Messenger RNA from Microcebus murinus (gray mouse lemur), 649 nucleotides. The record is from RefSeq and is a predicted model, not a curated record. NCBI's taxonomy places the organism in Eukaryota, Metazoa, Chordata, Mammalia, Primates, Cheirogaleidae.